Messenger RNA from Fulvia fulva, 252 nucleotides. RefSeq lists its product as uncharacterized. The transcript has 3 exons. NCBI's taxonomy places the organism in Eukaryota, Fungi, Ascomycota, Dothideomycetes, Mycosphaerellales, Mycosphaerellaceae. The record is from RefSeq and is a predicted model, not a curated record. Bases 1 to 252 code for a protein of 83 amino acids.
AUGAAGACCUUCUUCGUUACAAUCACGCUCAUAGCGUCAGCAGCUGCGACUGCUCUCAUGACUCCAAAGCUGGUGGGCUUGAGCGGGUACCAGGAGAUGCGUCUUGAGAAGCGGACGGACAUCGCAGCUUGCAUUGCAUGCGGACUUUCAUUCUGCAUUCCGUCACCAGCUUGUGAUGUGUGUCCAUGCUGCUCGGGAGACAAGUGCACUAAUGAAGGCUCGAAGCAUGAAGGCGCAGCUGGCCUGGACUGA